Molecule: messenger RNA, 1784 nt
Organism: Phoenix dactylifera (date palm)
Lineage: Eukaryota; Viridiplantae; Streptophyta; Magnoliopsida; Arecales; Arecaceae
Gene: OVA6
Product: Class II aaRS and biotin synthetases superfamily protein
Biological process (GO): prolyl-tRNA aminoacylation
Cellular component (GO): chloroplast stroma; cytoplasm; aminoacyl-tRNA synthetase multienzyme complex
Molecular function (GO): ATP binding; proline-tRNA ligase activity
Source: RefSeq, a predicted model, not a curated record
CCCCUCAACAAGUUCUCCCACUCGCAACGCGAGCCUCACGUCUUUCGUUCCCCAUGGGGGCUCUGCGGCUCCCAUUCCUCGCCCUCCUCCUCUCCCCUUCCUCAGCCCUCCGAUCCUCCUCCGCUUCCCUCCCCCUCCGCCUCCGUCCACCGGCCAUUCGCAAGGUCUCCGCUUCCCUCUCCGGCGGCGCAAGCAGAGCUCUCUCCACCCAGAGCCUCGCGAAUGAGGAGCCCACGCCGCCGUCCGCGGCCGACCGAAAGCCCUUUUCGAGCCAGGAGGGGUCGGUGACCCCUCGAUCGGUGGACUUCAAUGCGUGGUAUCUUGAUGUUAUCGCCAGCGCGGAGCUCGCGGACUAUGGCCCCGUCCGCGGCACCAUGGUCAUCCGCCCAUAUGGCUAUGCCAUCUGGGAAUCCAUCCAAGAAUAUCUGAAUGCAAAGUUCAAGGAAACUGGACAUAGCAACAUGUACUUUCCUCAGUUUAUUCCAUACUCAUUUAUAGAGAAGGAAGCGAGCCAUGUUGAAGGUUUCAGUCCAGAAUUAGCACUUGUGACCAUUGGAGGAGGAAAGGAGCUUGAAGAAAAACUUGUGGUACGACCAACAAGUGAGACCAUUGUAAAUCAUAUGUUUACUCAAUGGAUACAAAGUUAUCGUGAUCUUCCUCUUAUGAUUAAUCAGUGGGCUAAUGUCACAAGAUGGGAAAUGAGGACUAAGCCAUUUGUGAGGACACUUGAGUUCCUGUGGCAGGAGGGUCAUACGGCUCAUGCAACUCUAGAGGAGGCAGAAAAGGAGGCAUUACAGAUGAUUGAUGUCUACAAGAAAUUUGCUUAUGAGCAAGCAGCAAUACCUGUUAUUGCAGGUAGAAAAUCAAGGGCUGAGACGUUUGCUGGUGCUACUCAGACCUAUACAAUUGAAGCUAUGAUGGGUGAUAGAAAAGCUUUACAAGCUGGAACGAGUCACAAUCUUGGCCAGAACUUUUCUCGUGCCUUUGCAACGCGGUUUACUGAUGAAAAUGGACAAAGGCAACAUGUAUGGCAGACUUCAUGGGCUGUUAGCACCAGAUUCAUUGGCGGUAUUAUCAUGACUCAUGGAGAUGAUGCUGGCCUAAUGCUUCCUCCCAGAAUAGCACCAAUACAAGGUGUCCCUUUAAGGAUAGAAGUUGGACCUCGUGAUGUUGCUAACAGGAGUGUGGUUGUAUCUAGAAGAGACAUCCCGGGAAAGCCUGGUAAGGAUUUUGGGGUAUCCAUGGAGCCUUCAAAAUUAGAAUCUCAUGUGAAGAGCAGGUUGGAGGACAUACAGGCAUCACUUUUACAGAGGGCUAUAUCAUUCCGCGAUAGUAACAUUGUGGAUGUGCACUCGUAUGAGGAGCUCAAGGCUGUAAUUGCCCAAGGAAAAUGGGCAAGGGGCCCCAUGGUCAGCUGGUGAUAAGGAGGAGUUGAAGGUGAAAGAAGAGACAGGUGCAACGGUAAGAUGCUUUCCAUUUGAGCAGCCCCAGGGGCGGAAGACAUGCUUCAUGACUGGUAAUCCCUGCAGAUGAAGUUGCCAAUUUUUGCUAAAUCUUACUAAGUUCUCUGUAUCACUUUUCCAAUCACUAGCUCAAGAGAAUUUUUUCCUCUUAUUUCACCAAUGUAUUCAUGUAACAAUAUUCAUUUACAUCUCAGACUCUUGCUUAUUUAAAUUAUGUAAACUAGAGUCAUCUGAUCAUUUCUGUGUAUUGGUGGUCCUUGUAAAUUUAUGAUUAUAAUGUAUCACUAAAUUAAGAAACUGGCACGUGAGUUUAUGAUCUAA